AUGGUUUCCAUCUCAGAAGUUAGGGCAUCAAACGCCCGAAUCGCAGCAAAUACGGCUCCCCGGACGGCCGUGUUUACCGGAGCGACCGAUGGAAUAGGAAAAGCGACCCUCACCCGCCUUAUUUCUACAAAAUUGCCCGUUAGGAUUUAUGUCAUCGGCCGUAAUGGCGAGAAGCAUAAGGCCUUUCUGGAUAGGCUUCGGGAAUCUAACAAGCAGGCACAUAUCAUCUGGCUCGAAGGUCAAAUCUCUCUUCUCGCGGAAACCAAGAGGCUUUGUGACGAAAUCAAGGCACGCGAGACGUACAUUGACUCCUUGUACAUGAGCGCGGGAUUCAUUACAUCCGGAGACCGGGUCGAAACGCCCGAGGGCAACGGACUCUCCCAGUCCUUGACCUAUUAUAGUCGAAUGUUGAUGAUGGUCCAUCUCCUGCCAUUGCUCAACGCGUCGUCGAAUAGCCCGCGCGUUGUCAGUAUUCUCGCCGCGGGAAACGAGACAUCCUCUAUCUACCUCGACGAUCUCGACCUUAAGAAGCCUGGCCAUUUUGGUCCCGCUUCUCUCUCCAGGUCAUCAUCGACAUACACUACGUUGUCCAUGUCGAGACUAGCCAAAGAAAACCCUCGCGUCGUUUUCAUUCACCACUAUCCGGGUGGUGUCGACACUGGCCUCUUUAAAAAGGCCUGGGGCGACAAGUGGUUCUGGCUGCUAUUGAGCCCAUUGCUCUCUACGUUCGGGACUUCGCCAGAGGACGCUGCAGAGAAGGUUCUGUAUAUGAUCACCAGCGCCAAGUAUGGUGGGAAGGGCGUUCCAUUGGCUGCGGGCCAGAGCCCAGGGCUGACCAUGGCAAAAACAAAGCAGCCAGGCUCGCUGUUUCUUAUCAACGACAAGCUCAAGGAGUUUGACCAAGAGAAGGUCAUGACGCAACUCAAGGCGAAAGAUGCAGGCGACAUUGUUUGGCGCAAAUUGGUAGAGACGAUCGGGCCGUAUUCUUAG
Penicillium riverlandense is the source of this 990-nucleotide messenger RNA. RefSeq names its product NAD(P)-binding protein. Bases 1 to 990 code for a protein of 329 amino acids. Gene Ontology annotation, biological process: secondary metabolic process. The record is from RefSeq and is a predicted model, not a curated record. NCBI's taxonomy places the organism in Eukaryota, Fungi, Ascomycota, Eurotiomycetes, Eurotiales, Aspergillaceae. The transcript is spliced from 2 exons.